Acaulospora morrowiae is the source of this 2076-nucleotide messenger RNA. NCBI's taxonomy places the organism in Eukaryota, Fungi, Glomeromycota, Glomeromycetes, Diversisporales, Acaulosporaceae. The record is from the annotation of a GenBank genome assembly.
AUGGUAUUCCCUGUUGUGGAACUAGUCGAAUUCGGUGAAUCAUCACCUGAAGCUAAAGAAGUAAAAAAAGGUGUUAUCGCAGAGGAAGCGAAGGGUAAUAAAAGUAUGGCAGGGGAUGGUCGCACUUCGGAGUCGGUUACACGAGAUCAAGAAGGGUGGGACACGACAACAAAAGUUGUUAAUGUAAAGAACCGAUAUUAUUCCACUUCCUCCGAUAGGUAUACCGAAGCCCAAAAGGCUACUUUUACGAAAUGGGUCAACAUUCAAUUACGUACGAUUCAUGUGGAUGAAGAAACGUCUCAAAAAAUUCCAGAAAUUAAAGCAAUUGAUCGUGAUUUCAGAGACGGGAAAAGACUAAUUCAAUUGCUUCAUGUCUUAUUUGAAAAUGAUCCUGAAUUGCCAAAACCAGAACGUGGUAGAACAAGACACCAUUAUGUUGCAAAUGUUAACAAAGUCCUUCAAUUUUUGCAAACAAGACUUGAUGAUUCGGCCUUAGCAGCUUUGCAAGCAAUAGGACCUGUGGACAUUGUUGACGGCAAUGUUAAAUUAACAUUAGGUUUAAUUUGGUUGAUGAUCUCAAAGUUUCGCCAAAUGGUCAGCAUUUUUGAAACGAUGAGUGAAGAAGCGAUGACUGCUGAAGUUGAAGCUAAUUCUAGUCCAACAGACAAAACAACCAAAGAAAGUGAACAUGCUCACAAUUGGUUAGAUGAUCUUGUUAAGGGAGCACCAGUUACAGUUAUCACUAAUUUCUCGGAUGAACCCGCUGACUCUCAUCAUCUAGAUUCGCCCAUGGAAUACGAGGAGCACAACUUACUUUUGCAUGAGCAAGAUUCUUCAUUUAACUCUCAUCAGGAACAUCAUGUUUCUCCUGUUGAUUCUUAUCAGGACUUUGGACAUCAUGAUCAAGAGUCCUCUUAUGAGUCAUAUCCUGAAAAGUAUGAUGAUGUAUCAACGGAAAUUAAGCAGACUCAACAGGAAAUACAAAACCGAAAUCCAACGGAACCUAUGAUCACAGGUGAUAAGAAAAGGUUCCUGCCUCAAAUUAAUUCUAAGCGUGUUCUUCCGUCACGCCUAUCGGCUGAGUCUCAAAAGGCCGUUGCGGAUAAACGUCUAUCACUUCCUCCGGGAAGUUUUCUUGGUGGAUCGAACAACAAAAAAAUUCAGGCACCACCGGCGAGAUUUAGAACCCUCAGAUUAGAUCAUUCUACUCCUAUGAGCUCUUCUUCUGGUAUACUUUUUUGGGUCAACAUGCAACUCAUUGAAUACGCUGCAAUUUUACCAUCUUCCUCGUAUCCCGUGGAGGAUUUUACUGGGAUGAAUGAUGGGAUCAUAUUGGCUACAUUAAUACAUCACAGGAAUGAGGAAUGGCUUGAGGAUUAUGAUUCAUUAAUCAAAGAGGACGAUGAACAUGCUAACAAAAAGGAAAAAAUCAAAGAAAGGCUAACCAGAUGCUUUUCUAUAUUAGAAGAUAAAUUAAAUAUUUCAAGUCCGAAAACACUGAUAUCGACAUUAAUCGAGAAAGAGGAUCAAAACGUGGAACAUCUUAAGAGGACUGGACUAGCAUGGAGCGUAUACAUGUCUGAAGUAUUCUUGGCAAUGUCAGAAAAACGUAGGAAGAAGGCCACUUUAAGAGGAAAGAAAAGAAUAGGACGAGUAGUUAUAAACGAUGAUGGAAAGGAACCUGCCACACAGGUCGAAGAUACUGAUGCCGCCAAGAGCAAGCGUAAAAAAUCUCGUGGAUGCUUGCCGAUUAUGUAUAACACAAGACCACUAUUUCCUAUGCCCUCUUGGUCCCCCAAGGCAUCCUUGCUUUCGGCUAUAUUUGAUUGGACUAUUGGAUGGUUGCUUAACGAGUACGACGAUGACGAUGAUAGCGAUAGUGAUGAUAAUGAACGGGCAGGUGAAUGCGAAGCGAGAACAAUUCGCGUUGGAAAAAAGAGAUCUGAUGGAAGUUGGAAUAUUCAAGAUGCUAAUGAAUGGAAAAAAAAGAAUGAGUCGUUAAGUGACAACGAAGAUGUGCCCAUUGAACUAUUAACCAAUGUGCAUCAGCCUGCUGUUUACACACAUUGGAGCUAA